Molecule: messenger RNA, 1147 nt
Organism: Lactuca sativa (garden lettuce)
Lineage: Eukaryota; Viridiplantae; Streptophyta; Magnoliopsida; Asterales; Asteraceae
Product: delta-9 acyl-lipid desaturase 1
Biological process (GO): very long-chain fatty acid biosynthetic process
Cellular component (GO): endoplasmic reticulum membrane
Molecular function (GO): palmitoyl-[glycerolipid] 7-desaturase activity
Source: RefSeq, a predicted model, not a curated record
CACAAGAAACACUAACCACAUCCCACAAUAUAGAAAUAUGAGAAACGUAUUGAUGACACCCACCAAUUCCUACAUUGAAAAGCAAUCGAAUAACCAAAAAAUACCGUUUUCUAACGUGGUUAUCACAAGAACAAGGAAUUGUUUUUGGGGUAGAGAAUGGAAUACGGUAGACAUAUAUAUGGCAAUAUUGUACACUUUUCUACAUUUACUUGCCCUUUGUGCACCAUUUGCAUUCACUUGGGAUGCUUUUUGGAUUGCAAUUAUUGGCAAUUUGCUGACAGGAAUGCUAGGCAUAACUCUCAGUUAUCAUCGACUUUUGUCCCACCGUAGUCUCAAACUCCCCAAAUUGCUCGAAUAUACGUUUGUUUAUUUUGGGCUCCUUGCUGCUCAGGGAGAUCCAAUAUAUUGGGUAAGCGUCCAUAGAUUUCAUCAUAAAUACGUCGAUUCAGAUAAUGAUACACAUUCACCCAUCAACGGAUUCUGGUUUAGUCAUAUGGGUUGGAUCUUGGAUAGUGGAUACUUACUAGAAAAGCAUCCAACAUAUAAAAACGUGGAAGAUUUAACAAAUCAGAUGUUCUAUAUGUUUUUACAAAAAACAUACAUAUGGCAUGUACUUGGAUGCGGUGCUCUCUUGUAUACAUGGGGUGGAUUUUCGUAUCUAGUUUGGGGCAUGGGUGUUAGAACGGUAUGGUUUAGCCAUAUCACGUUUUUUGUGAACUCUGUUUGUCACAUAUGGGGAAACCAGGCUUGGAAUACCGGUGAUCUCUCCAAAAACAACUGGUGGGUAGGAGUGCUUGCCUUUGGGGAAGGAUGGCAUAACAAUCAUCAUGCAUUUGAGUAUUCAGCUCGACAUGGAUUGGAGUGGUGGCAAAUUGAUUUUACUUGGUACAUUAUACAGUUUCUUGAAACCGUAGGGUUGGCAACCAACAUUAAAGUGCCGACUGAUGCCCAAAAGCGUAAAAAAUCAUUUGCCAUUUCUGAUAAUACCUAUAAAUGAUUGAUCAUUAUGUGCGUAACAUAAAGGAUACAUUUAAAUAAAAUAAACGUCGAUAUAUGACUAAGCCUAUGUGGAUUAAUGUAUAAUUUAUGGAUUUGUUUAUUGCAAGUCUUUGGUCAAUAUAAAAUUCCCUAAUUUAUGUUUCUUUCA